Jaculus jaculus (lesser Egyptian jerboa) is the source of this 1485-nucleotide messenger RNA. It is a transcript of the gene Fhl3, whose product is annotated as four and a half LIM domains 3. The transcript is spliced from 6 exons. Gene Ontology annotation, molecular function: actin binding; transcription coregulator activity. Bases 165 to 1031 code for a protein of 288 amino acids. NCBI's taxonomy places the organism in Eukaryota, Metazoa, Chordata, Mammalia, Rodentia, Dipodidae. Gene Ontology annotation, cellular component: stress fiber; nucleus; Z disc. The record is from RefSeq and is a predicted model, not a curated record. Gene Ontology annotation, biological process: actin cytoskeleton organization.
AAUACAGAAAAGCCGGAGGUCACCGGGAGGAUUGGGGAAACUGAGGCUUUCCAGAAAGCCCGGUGACAAGACAGGGGCACUUAGCCCAGGAGGUUACAGAGACCAUUGCAACAAGGACAGAAGCUGGACGUACAGUGUUGCGGAGGGUCACUCACAUCACCAUCAUGAGUGAGACAUUUGACUGUGCAAAAUGCAAUGAGUCCCUGUACGGCCGCAAAUACAUCCAGACAGAUAGUGGCCCCUACUGCGUGCCCUGCUAUGACAACACCUUUGCCAACACCUGUGCCGAAUGCCAGCAGCUUAUUGGACAUGACUCAAGGGAGCUGUUCUAUGAGGAUCGCCACUUCCAUGAGGGCUGCUUCCGCUGCUGCCGCUGCCAGCGCUCCCUUGCUGACGAACCCUUCACGUGCCAGGACAGUGAGCUGCUCUGCAAUGACUGCUACUGCAGUGCCUUCUCUUCACAGUGCUCUGCCUGUGGUGAGACAGUCAUGCCUGGGUCCCGGAAGCUGGAGUAUGGAGGCCAGACAUGGCAUGAGCACUGCUUCCUGUGCAGUGGCUGUGAGCAACCGCUGGGCUCCCGCUCCUUUGUGCCCGACAAGGGCGCUCACUACUGCGUGCCCUGCUAUGAGAACAAGUUUGCUCCUCGCUGUGCCCGCUGCAACAAGACGCUGACCCAGGGUGGAGUGACGUACCGCGAUCAGCCUUGGCAUCGAGAAUGCCUGGUGUGCACUGGGUGCAAGAUGCCCCUGGCAGGGCAGCAGUUCACAUCUCGGGAUGACGAGCCCUACUGUGUGGUCUGUUUUGGAGAACUCUUUGCACCUAAGUGCAGCAGUUGCAAGCGCCCCAUCACAGGUGGGACGGGUGGUGAGGGUGCAGGACUCGGUGGUGGCAAGUAUGUGUCCUUUGAAGACCGCCACUGGCACCACAGCUGUUUCUCCUGUGCCCGGUGCUCCACCUCCCUGGUGGGCCAAGGCUUCGUGCCGGAUGGAGACCAAGUGCUUUGCCAGGGCUGUAGUCAGGCAGGGCCCUGAGCUGAGGCUCUUGGGCUUCUGGCUUCCUCAAACCAGGGCUCCAGGACUAUGGCUCCUUUUGUGACCCACCGCUGGGACCCAGCCCCUCCCUAGCACAGGGCUUCUGGAUUCAGUCUCCCAACUGGUACUCCCUGACCCAGGCCCCCAAACCUGGGCUGUUAAGGAGCCCCCAUGACUCAAGCCCGCUGUUCCAAGUCUGGACUCUAGACGCAAGACCUCACCUCUGUAGUCUAGGUUCCCAGACCAAGCAAGCCCCCUCCCCAAGCCCUCCAAAUCUGGACUUAGGGACCGUGGCCUCCAUAAAAUCUAGUCUUCCCUGCAUAGAUUUUAGGUCUCCUUGGUGCCUGAAAAGUCCUCAGAAGCAGGCUAUACCCAGGUUUGAUCCCCGCCCCACCUCCACUCUAUCCAUAUCCCUACGGAUAGGAUUUUGCUGUCUGUGCAGCCAACUGGUUAG